GCUGCUCGAGAAGAAUUUCGACCUGUGGCUACACGGGGUUCAAUUGUUUAUUUCUUAAUCGUCGAAAUGUCUAUGGUCAAUGUAAUGUACCAAACAUCAUUAAAACAAUUCUUAGGUCUCUUCGAAAUCGGCCGAGAAAAAGCUCAGCCAUCGCCAAUCACGGUGAAACGUAUUCAAAAUAUCAUCGAAUCAUUAACAUACGAAGUAUGGAAAUACACAUCUCGUGGUUUGUAUGAACGCGACAAGAACUUGUACACACUUCUCUUGGCGUUGAAAAUCGACAUGCAGAAAGGAAAUGUCAAACCAUCCGAAUUUCAAGUUUUGAUCAAAGGUGGUGCUGCCUUAGAUAUGAACGCUGUCGAACCUCGACCAGAUAAAAUGAAGAAAUGGUUAACUGAUAUGACUUGGCUGAAUUUAGUCGAACUUUCCAA
Messenger RNA from Adineta ricciae, 431 nucleotides. Lineage: Eukaryota; Metazoa; Rotifera; Eurotatoria; Adinetida; Adinetidae. The record is from the annotation of a GenBank genome assembly.